Aspergillus glaucus CBS 516.65 is the source of this 804-nucleotide messenger RNA. RefSeq lists its product as uncharacterized. The coding region runs from base 1 to 804 and encodes 267 amino acids. The transcript has a single exon. The record is from RefSeq and is a predicted model, not a curated record. NCBI's taxonomy places the organism in Eukaryota, Fungi, Ascomycota, Eurotiomycetes, Eurotiales, Aspergillaceae.
AUGGUUAUCCCCAAUGACACUAUCUGUGCCGCCCUCGACUACGGCGGGGGCGUUUGCUUCGGUCCCCAGACCUUCGUCAUCUAUUCCUGCGCCCCCCUGCCGGAGAGUUUCCAACUGCUCAAAAAGAAUAUCGCUCUCUAUGUCCAAUUGACAACAUCCGCGUCGCUGAUUUGUGAGACGCUGCCCGUCCACGUGGAUUUGAAACCCCCCGCGGUGGCCCAGCUGGCCGCCUUGCCGGUGCCCCCCGCCCGAAUGGUCAACACGAUUUACCACGUCCCCUGGUUCUUAUUCCCCGCGGCAACAUUAGAGAAACAUUGUGUGAUUGGGAACGGAUCGGCCGUGAAGUCCUUGCUUGUUAUCUUGCAACGACCCUGGUGUGUACUAGAGGUCUGCUGCUGUGAUAUUGAGACUGUCGCGGCAAUGCGGGAAUUCGCCCAAUUGGCAGCGCAAGUAGACCCAAACAACUACGACACAGCAGUCCGACUUUUGUCUCAUGAACACCGGAUGAGAACAUCGCCGCUGACGGCUGACAUCUCCCGCUCUGGUGACCCCUAUGCGUCGUCACGGUGCUCGGUCAAGGCACUCCGCGAUAUCUACGCAGCCACCACCCUCACCUACUCGUACAAUCGGUUUUGGCUGACGCUGAUCUGCAGUUGCGCAGUGCAUCUGGAUGUUCCCUUCUCAGAGGUCGUCCGACGGAUCUGCGACGGACUGCGCGACAGACCUGAGGCAACGGACAGUAGACUGUACUGGAUUUGCCUAUAUAAAGUGUUGCUCAGAAAGAUAGGCGAUUGGGUGACUUGA